Morchella importuna is the source of this 564-nucleotide messenger RNA. RefSeq lists its product as uncharacterized. The record is from RefSeq and is a predicted model, not a curated record. The transcript is spliced from 2 exons. NCBI's taxonomy places the organism in Eukaryota, Fungi, Ascomycota, Pezizomycetes, Pezizales, Morchellaceae. Bases 1 to 564 code for a protein of 187 amino acids.
AUGAAAUUCUCAAUUUUCGCAUCGCUACUUGCCUUUACCGGCCUGGUCUCUUGUGCUCCGGUUCCUGAUGUUGAAAUCGAACGUCGCGCUGUGACACUAAUCUACCCAUCGCUUGCCGUCAAUAUCUUUACUCCCAGCAAUGGGGUUGUCAUGGGUGAUGUCUACGUCUUCAGGUACACCGCACAAGGAAUCCAGCACGAGACCAAUUCCCUUCUCUCGUUUGACUUCCCGAGCGGUUACGGAGGCAAAACCUGCAGCUUCUCCUUUGCCAAUGGGUGGGCACAGCCACCCAGCGAAGUUUCAAACUCGCGGAAGGUUCAGCUCUUCAGCGUGGGUGGACCGAUUUCGGCGACGAACACCUACACCAGCAGGCCGUACAGGAAUGUCUCGUACGGGAUUUUCUCCGUUACUUCGAACGGUGCUGUGGGAACCUGGGAUGGACAAACCCCGACUUUCCCAUGCCCGGCUUCGGCGACGACAAUCGGAUUUGAGGUGGCGCCCCAGGGUGAUUACGAUGAUGUUUCCUGGCCGCUGAAGGCGGGGUUGGCGGUGGUUGUUUUGUAG